Messenger RNA from Chara braunii, 3344 nucleotides. Lineage: Eukaryota; Viridiplantae; Streptophyta; Charophyceae; Charales; Characeae. The record is from the annotation of a GenBank genome assembly.
UGGAUAUCUGGGGGAAAUGGGCGUGGCUCAAGGUGCUCAUAGGUAAGGAGGAAUGGGCCUUCAUGACGGUGUACGCACCAACACGGGUAGGGGAAAGGGCAAAAUUCUUCGCAAGGCUGAUGCUUCAUGUCCCCAAGGCAGACAGGUUGCUACUUGCUGGUGACUGGAACGUGUCACUAGACGAAGCCUUGAGACCCGGCGCACCGACAACAAAUAGGGGGGACGUGAGGACAGUGUUGGAAUUCAUUGCGGAGAUGACGCUGGUGGAUCCAUUCCCGAUUCUGAACCCAGACGACCCAGGUUACACCUGGACUUCCCAUCUGCAGCGGGAUAGACAGACGGUGACCAGAAGGCGCCUUGACUACUUCUUACUUUCAGAACAGGUGAUGGACAGAGUCACAUCCGUCAGGCACUUCUGCCACCCGAUUUCCGAUCACAAACCGGUAGUGGUGGAUCUUCGACUGAGUUUGGGCUGCGAAAGAGGGAGAGGCUUCUUUCGCUUGAACAGCCAGGUGCUAAGGGUCCUCGGAGUGGGGGAAUGGGUGAAGGAUCACAUGACCAGAUGGGAGGGGGCUAGACAUCUGUUAAACUCCAAUGCAGAAUGGUUGGACGGGGGCCUGGCUAUUACGUCCGGGGUGCUUGACGUGAUCUCAAGAAUUCUGGCAAGGACUAGGAACAAAAGGGAGGCCAACUGUAUGAAGAAGGUGGAAGAGGCGGAAGACCGCAUGGAGGGCCAACCUAUCUCGCGGUUGGUAUGGGCCUCAGAACGUGAAAGGAGGCUUGCGGAGUGGGACAACAUCCAAGAGGAGAAGCAAAAGCAAUGGACGGAGGUACUGAAAGUGAAAGGGAUUGAGACACACGACAAAAUGACAAAGGAGACAUUCCAAAAACUCCAACCAAGCCGUUUGCAGCAGCAGAUGAUUGAGCUCAAGCACCCGUUCGUCGAGUCCGCACCUCCAGCCUGUUCCGCAACGGGGAUGCUCCAGUAUGCAAGGAUGUACUAUGAAGACAUACUGACUUCCAGACGACCGCAGGACGGGGUGAACGUGGACUUGUCAAGUGGGACAGACAUGUGGGACAGCACAACUGUGAAACUGCAUACGUCAGCCAAGCUGAACCUGGACAGACCUUUCACCGUGGAAGAACUCUCCCAAGCAUUGAAGUCAAUGGUGAAGGGAAAGUCUCCAGGAGUGGAUGGUCUCCCGGUGGAGUUUUACGCAGCAAACUGGGGGUGCUUGGCCCGUGUGAUUCCAGGGGCGACACGGAGAUGGUGGAUGAGGAGGAGGGGAGAGACAUGGGAGGAUUUCCGGCAGGUUUUUGACACGGCGGAGGGCUACUACAAGGAGAAGCUGCGGAGUGGAGUAGGCAAUGACGAAAGAAAGGUAGCCCAGAGGUCAGACGAGGGGGGAAUAGCAAAAGCUUUGUAAAGGUACUAGAAGAAGCACUUAAAAUCCUCAGGACGAAAUAUCACAUCUCUCUCUCUCUCUCUCUCUCUCUCUCUCUCUCUCUCUCUCUCUGUGUGUGUGUGUGUGUGUGUGUGUGUGUGUGUGUGUAUGUGUGUGAGAAUAGCAAACGCUUGGAGAAGUACUGGAGCAAGCAGCUAUGAUCUUCAGGGUGAGGUAUCACAGCUCUCUCUCUCUCUCUCUCUCUCUCUCUCUCUCUCUCUCUCUCUCUCUCUCUCUCUCCCCGCUUUCACAUUCGUCUUGGACUCCGUCUCUCCACCUCCUUACCGCCCUACUGCCCUCCUCCACAUCCUCCUCUUCUCCAACUGCAAACUGCAGACUACCUUAGAAACACCUGUCCGGUCAUAAUACUCACACGAGGACUUCGUCGACUGCCCUCUGGAAGCAAUUGCAGUCAUAUUGAUUCAUAUCGUGCUGUAAUUGCGGUCAGAUACAUCCAGGAAAGUCGUAUUCUGAGUACGUCCUCAAUCAAUACAAAAAGGGGAAGCAAACACGAUAAUCCUAGCCCUCUCGAUUACGGUCUUCCCCCGAAAUAGAACGUACGGUCAUUCUGGCAGCAUUUGAGGCAACUUCCGGUCUAGGUACAAAACGUACGGCCAUUCUACCUGUAUUUGGGGCAACUUCCAGUCUAGGUACAGCGAAAAAACCCUACCCUCGUUUCUCCUUUUUCCUUUCUAUUCGCCUUCUCCACCCAUCCUCUCUCUCUUUUCCCUUCUACCUCUUCUUCCUCCUCCUCUACCUCCUCUUCCUCCUCCUCUUCCUCCUCUCCUCUUCCUCCUCCUCCUCCUCCUUCCCCACCCCCUUUACUCCUCUACCCAUAACCCUAUCCUUACGCCAGGCUGCAGAUUGCAACAAAACUUUCCUCAUCAAGACAAAGGAGGAGAGGAAAGAACUAGACGAGGAGGGACGGGCAGAAACAGAUGAAAAAAGACAAAAGAAAGGACAGGAAGGAAAAUAAAAGUGAGGAAAGGAGGGCGCCUUAGAAGAGAGGCAUCAAGCAACAGAGGGAGAAAAGGAGGAAAAGGGAGGAAGGAAAGAGAGAAGAGGACGGACGAGGAGGACGGGAGAGAGAGAAAGAUGAAGGUAAAGGGAAGGGAGAGAGAGGGAUAGGGGCGGAGAGAAGGAGAGAACGAAAGAGGGAGAGGAGGUAAAGAGAGGUAGGAAAAGAGAGAUGGAGAGGGAGGCAAGCAAAGGGAGCGAGGGGGACGGACGAGAUGGGAGAGAGAGCAGAGAGUGGGCAGAGAGAGGGGACACAGAGGGGGCGGAAGAGAGAGAUGAACGACGAGAGAGGAGGCAAACGGGCGAGAAGGAGGGAGAGGGAGGGAGAGACAGGUAGAGGGAGAGGAAAGGAAGACAAAGGAAGGAAGGAUAUCGCCGUCGUAUGGCAGCCAUCGAGCAACAUCCUGACAAAACAGGAUCCCGAUCCGAGCACAAGUAUUGCAAAUGGGUCGGUCAAAGGGCAUCCAUCGCCAGACCACUCUCGAAAUGUCCAUAUAAUGAAAAUGAACUUCCCGCUAGAACAUGGCCAGAUACACCGCCACAUUUGGCCUUUUCACACUUCGAGAGUGCUGUGGCGAGGCCCAUAGUGUGUAACGGAGAUUAGAAGGGGGUGGCAAACUCAUAUGGCAAAAAGGAUGACUCAUGGACUCGAUGCCUGAUGAAUUGAUCAAUAAGGUAGUUGACGAGUACCCAAUGUAUUAGAUCGGCGCAAAAUGUGUCUGCUGCCAAAGAGACAGCAAAAGAUCACGGCAAAAGCAUCCUCCAUUCCCAAGCGACUAACCUGCUCGUUCCGCUUCUCUCUCUCUCUCUCUCUCUCUCUCUCUCUCUCUCUCUCUCUCUCUCUCUCUCUCUCUCUCUCGCUCGCUCGCUCUGUGUGUGUGU